AUGGACGCCAAAGAAAUCAAAUCGACCAUCUCGAACCUUGAGAAGGCAUCCGACGAUGCUACUAUUUUAAAGCUUUUGAAUAUCCUUAGUGAUGGUGUGCAACCAACUGAGAAGCUCUUGAGAGAAACCAAAGUAGGUGUAGCAGUCAACAAAUACAGAUCCCACAGCAAUGGAGAAAUCAACUCCUUAGUUAAGAAAAUGAUUAGAAACUGGAGAGAAUCUGUUCAAAAUGAAAAGAAGAAAAAGGGAAGCAAUGGCGGAAAUGCCAGUCCAACCGGACCAAAUGACUCGAAGUCUGCUGGGUCUGGCUCUCCAACUGGUGGUUCUGGCUCUCCCGCAGCAGGAUCUACCGACAGCAAAUUCCACAGGGGUAAUAGAAAUCCCAAGACUGAUGGAGUCAGGACUGAGUUGUAUGAUAAUACUACCAGGAAUGCUUCUGUUAGCGCAUUGUACACCGCUUUGGCCAUUGAGCGUGACGACGCACCCUCGCAUAUCAUAUCGAUUGCUACUGCUAUAGAGAGUGAAGUAUUCAAAAGUGAGUACUCUGCUGUUAAUGACAGCUAUAGAAACAAAUUGCGUACCUUCACCAUGAAUCUUAGAAACAAAAAGAACCCUGAACUUAGAGAAAGAUUAUUAAGCAAGGCUAUUUCUCCAUCUGCUUUUAUCAAAAUGACUCCUAGUGAAAUGGCACCAGAGGCCUUGAAAAAGGAGAUCGAGAAGUUGCACAAGCAAAACUUAUUUGAUGCCCAAGGUGCUACCGAGAAGAGAGCUGUUACUGAUAGAUUUACAUGUGGUAAGUGUAAGCACAAGAAGGUCAGUUACUAUCAAAUGCAAACUAGAUCUGCGGAUGAACCUUUGACUACUUUCUGUACUUGUGAGAAUUGUGGUAACAGAUGGAAAUUCUCCUAA
This is a messenger RNA of Suhomyces tanzawaensis NRRL Y-17324, 909 nucleotides long. Its product is annotated as transcription elongation factor DST1. NCBI's taxonomy places the organism in Eukaryota, Fungi, Ascomycota, Pichiomycetes, Serinales, Debaryomycetaceae. Bases 1 to 909 code for a protein of 302 amino acids. Gene Ontology annotation, molecular function: zinc ion binding; RNA polymerase II transcription regulatory region sequence-specific DNA binding. Gene Ontology annotation, cellular component: nucleus. The record is from RefSeq and is a predicted model, not a curated record. The transcript has a single exon. Gene Ontology annotation, biological process: regulation of mRNA 3'-end processing; DNA-templated transcription; transcription elongation by RNA polymerase I.